AUAUACAUAAGGUACGGUAGAAACCACCCAUUCCAUUAGAUAUUAAACCCCGCCUGCAGCGCAGCUUCCAUUGGAUCAAGAAAGUAGCCGGCCGCGCCCUUCUCAUCUUCCUUCUCUGUACUCUGUGCUGAGCAAACAUGGACGACUCAGUCGGAAAAGACCCCCUGGAAAUCCUCCCCCCAGAGAUGAGCCGCCAUAUAUUUUCAUGGUUGCCGGUGAAGUGCCUGUUCAGAUGCAUGUCCGUCAGCAAAGAAUGGCAGGCCUUCGUUCAUGAAAUCAAGAACGCCCAUGCCGGGAAACUGCAACUUCUCGUCAUCUCCUCCCGUCAAGAAAACGGCAACGAAGAGAGAUUUAUAGUGAGGUCAAUCAACCCCGAUCUCAGCCUUCAAUGGGUAUCCUUGUCUCUAUUCACCCUCGACGGUCAUGACUUCAGAUUCUUUGAUGGAUUCCGACCCAAAAUUUUGGACUCUUGCAAUGAGCUUGUUCUUGUUUCGGCUGGGGAGAAGAUCCUCUUGUGGAACCCACUUACGAGAUGGUUUAGAGUUGUGUUCGGUGUUUAUAAUCAUAAUCAUAAACAGUACACUCUUGAGGGCUGUUCUUGUGUUUUUGGUUCAUUUUAUUACGACGCCUCCAUUAAAGACUACAAAAUUGUCCUUCUACUUCGCAAUCUUACAGCGGAUGGUCGUGGUUAUGGCACCCGCUGUGUGAGUUUUGCAAGCUUGAAAAGCAAUGUGUGGAAAGUUUUGCCAGCCCCUCAUGCCCCCGGAGUGCACUCUGCGAGAAGAGUAAUCCACUCCGCAAGAAAAGGCGUCAACUUUCACAAUACAUAUCAUUGGCCGGCAUGUCACGACGUCCAGCCUCCUGUUUGGAAUAUCCCCGGAGGUCCCAAUAAUAAGAUUGUUUAUUUUGAUCCCGUAAAUGAUGAGUUCAAAAUAUUACCCUCUCCCGAACCGUGUCACCGCGAAGAAGAUGACUGGAUAGUUGGUAUGGGAAUUGUAAAUGAUUGCCUUUGCAUGGCUCGGUUGGAUACCAAGACAAAGACGGUUCAGGUUUUGGCUAUGAAAGAAUACGGGAAUGGAGAGUCUUGGUUCAGAGCAUUCGACGUCCCUUUGUCCAGAUUUGGUUGUCAACAUGAUUUGUACGACUUCACUUUUUUCUCCGUAGAAAAGAAUGGAAAAGUGUUGAUGAAAUACAAUGAUAGCGGAAUCCUUGUCUAUGAUCCGGCCAGUGAAGAUGUGCUUCGUGUUAGGGUUCUCUUACCUGAUUCAGAGAUUGAUCAUGGUAUGUGCUUCUAUGCACAAAGUUUUGCAUCCCCAUAUGACCAAUAGAUACAGUACAUUGUAGUUCGUAUAUCUGAUGGUCAACGGAUGCACCCUACAUGUUUCUUUUGUUGCUUUUUUUUUUCGGAAGGUGUUGUUUUUCUUUUUCUUUUUUGAGGAUUAAUGGCACUUUGACUUGAACAAAAAAAAAAAAAUGGAACGCAUCAGACUUGCAUGCAUACUUCGCUUUCCAUACUAUUCAGAUUAACCGGUGUCAAGUAAACACACCUUCAAAUACUCCCUCCGUUCUAAAAUGAAGUUUUCGGUUUGAACUACACACAUACUCCGUAUUUAUUUAAGG
Molecule: messenger RNA, 1620 nt
Organism: Cuscuta europaea
Lineage: Eukaryota; Viridiplantae; Streptophyta; Magnoliopsida; Solanales; Convolvulaceae
Source: the annotation of a GenBank genome assembly